Messenger RNA from Arachis ipaensis, 1390 nucleotides. RefSeq names its product protein NRT1/ PTR FAMILY 8.1. Lineage: Eukaryota; Viridiplantae; Streptophyta; Magnoliopsida; Fabales; Fabaceae. Gene Ontology annotation, molecular function: transmembrane transporter activity. The record is from RefSeq and is a predicted model, not a curated record. Gene Ontology annotation, biological process: oligopeptide transport; transmembrane transport. Gene Ontology annotation, cellular component: membrane.
CUUCUUUCAUUCACAUGCUUUUAGGUUUAUCCUCUCAGAUUCUGACUCUACUCUGCAGCCAAAAAGUUGAAAAACACAUUUGUUGCUACUUUAUUACAUCUUUACUUGUUCUGGAUUCAUGUACUUGAAUCCUUAAUCUUCAUUGAAAUAUUGGAUUGUUCAUUGUUGCUUUCUGUUUGGUAUCUGAAUUCCUGAAUACUUGGGGCAAUUCUGAAAUACAAUAAUGGAAGAAGAUGAUGUUUACACAAAAGAUGGAACAGUGGAUUACCUUGGAAAUCCAGCAAACAAAAAGAAAACAGGAACUUGGAGAGCAUGCCCUUUUAUCUUGGGAAAUGAAUGUUGUGAGAGAUUGGCUUACUAUGGUAUGAGCACAAAUCUGGUGCUUUAUUUCAAGGAGAGGCUACAUCAGCAUAGUGCUACUGCUUCCAAAAAUGUGUCUAAUUGGAGUGGAACAUGCUACAUAACACCACUGAUUGGAGCAUUUCUUGCUGAUUCAUAUCUUGGUAGAUAUUGGACCAUUGCAUGUUUCUCAAUAAUCUAUGUUCUUGGAAUGACACUAUUGACAUUAUCUGCAUCAGUUUCUGGUAUAAAACCAACUUGCCAUGGCCAUGGAGAUGAAAAUUGCCAUGCCACCACUCUAGAAAGUGCAGUGUGCUUUAUAGCUCUUUACCUUAUAGCCCUUGGAACAGGUGGAAUCAAGCCAUGUGUUUCAUCCUAUGGAGCAGACCAGUUUGAUGAUGCUGAUCCGGUGGAGAAGGAACACAAGAGUUCUUUCUUCAACUGGUUCUAUUUCUCAAUUAACAUUGGUGCUCUUAUCGCUUCUUCGCUGUUGGUAUGGAUUCAGGACAAUGUAGGAUGGGGAUGGGGAUUUGGAAUACCAGCAGUGGCCAUGGCUAUUGCAGUGGCAAGUUUCUUUUCAGGUACUCGGCUGUAUCGAAACCAGAAGCCCGGAGGAAGCGCCCUCACUCGGAUUAUUCAGGUCAUAGUAGCAUCCAUGAGGAAGUAUAAUGUUAAAGUGCCUAAUGAUAAGUCUCAGUUGUAUGAAAUUGCAGACACUGAGUCUGUUAUAGAAGGAAGCAGGAAGCUUGAUCACACAGAUGAGUUAAGGUAAAGCAGUGCAAAAACAAAUUUGUGAUUUUUCAUAACUCAGAAUUAAGAGGAAAUCUGCAAAGUUCAGCAUGGGGUAGUACUUUGCUUUAACGUAACAAAGUUGGUCAUGUUACCACUUUCCAAUUAAUGGCAUCAUGAUUCUUUCAUUCUCCUUCACUAAUUUAACAUGAAAGAACAACUUUUUGAAGGCUCCCGUAGAAGGAGUGCUGUUCAGCAUCUUUUUAAAUACUAUAGAAUGAGAAGUGCCAAUCUUGUACAUAAUAUAUAUGAUAAAAAAAAA